AUGAGCACGUCUCUGAAUUACAAGUCUUUCUCGAAGGAGCAGCAGACCAUGGACAACCUGGAGAAGCAGCUGAUUUGCCCGAUCUGUUUAGAGAUGUUCACCAAACCUGUGGUGAUCCUCCCGUGCCAGCAUAAUCUGUGCAGAAAAUGUGCCAGCGACAUUUUCCAGGCCUCUAACCCGUAUUUGCCAACAAGAGGAGGCACCACUGUGGCAUCUGGAGGCCGAUUCAGGUGCCCUUCCUGCAGGCACGAAGUGGUUCUGGACCGACAUGGGGUCUAUGGUCUCCAAAGGAACCUGCUGGUGGAAAACAUCAUCGACAUCUACAAGCAGGAGUCCACGAGACCAGAGAGAAAAUCAGACCAGCCGAUGUGUGAAGAGCAUGAAGAGGAACGGAUCAACAUUUACUGCCUGAACUGUGAGGUGCCUACAUGCUCCAUGUGCAAAGUCUUUGGAGCGCACAAAGACUGCCAGGUCGCUCCUCUCACCCACGUGUACCAGAAUCAGAAGUCGGAACUCAGCGAUGGCAUCGCAGUCCUCGUGGGAAGCAAUGAUCGGGUGCAGGGAAUUAUCAGUCAGCUGGAAGAGACUUGCAAGGCUGUAGAGGAAUGCUGCAGAAGACAGAAACAGGAGCUGUGUGAAAAAUUUGACUACCUAUAUGGAAUCCUUGAAGAAAGAAAGAAUGAAAUGACCCAGAUCAUUACUAGAAGUCAAGAGGAGAAACUGGAUCAUGUCCGCUCUCUGAUGAAAAAGUACGGAGACCACCUGGAGAUGGUGUCUAAGCUGGUGGAGUCUGGCAUUCAAUUCAUGGAUGAGCCCGAAAUGGCGGUUUUUCUACAGAAUGCCAAAACAUUGCUACAAAAGAUUUCUGAAGCAUCUAAAGCAUUUCAGAUGGAGAAAAUUGAGCAUGGCUAUGAAAACAUGAACCAUUUCACAGUCAACCUUAAUAGAGAGGAGAAGAUAAUAAGAGAAAUUGACUUCUACAGAGAGGGGGAGGCAGAUGAAGAGGAGGAAGUGGCGGAGGGCGAAGAGUUGGAGGACGUUCGUACUGAAUCAUCAGGAGAGGAGGAAACCUCAGAGAGAGUAUCUCAGCCACUUCAGCUGGACCCCGAGCCUCAGGCCAACCCCCAGGCCGCUCCCCAAGCUGACCCCGUGAUACUUCGUGCGCCUUCUCUGGAGUCUGCUCCUCACUCCCCAGCCACUGCUCCCAUUCCUCAGGGGGAGGUUGCGCCCACUGGGGCUCAGCAGACCACAGAGUCUGAAAGUCAAGUGCCGUCGCCGGUGGAAACUGCGGAUCCCUUGUUUUACCCUAGUUGGUAUAAGGUCCAAAACCGCCCAGCGUCCAACCCAACAUCCACCCUCAGGAGCGAUGGUACGGGUCAAGUAGGGCCUUCGGUUUCUAAGGCGACGCGCGUGCAGAAGGCGGAGGAGGCCGAAGCGGCAGCCAGGGAGAGGGCAGGAGCCAGUGGUGUGGAUACUAGUCCAGCCACCGCCCCUUCUCAGACUGGGUCUGAGGCUCCUUCCACGGGGCACGGGGACGUCAUCCAAGGGAAUGGGGACAGAGUCGAGACCGAGCCGGCUCAACACGUCUUCUCCUUUUCCUGGUUAAACUCCCUGAGUGAAUGAUGCUUGCUGCUGCUGGAGAAGAAUGUCCCGGCUCUUCCAACCGCUAGGCCGAGGGACCUCAGAGGCCGCAGGUGGUUCGGCCGGGAUGGAUGUCGAGAGCAGCCCGGAGAGCCCCGAGCUUUCAUUCCCUCUCUGUUACCCGCCACGUAGGAGGGAAAUGGAGAGAGGGACAGGAGAUGGCAUUUUGUAUGAAUACGGAAUAUUGAAUUUUGAUAUGAAGCUUUAUUGUGGGUGUGUAGGUGUGUCACAGUUACCUCUAAAGGAGAAAGAGUGAAAAAAAGUGAAACCUGGUGCUUUUUCUAACUGGCACUCUGGCUCUCCCUAACAAUAUCACUGGCCAAUGAAAAUAUCAUUCCCAUGUUAACUCAUAAAUAAGUCAUUUAGCAGCUCCUUGCCAAUUCCUGUGCAGUAGCUGCUGCAGCUACUGACCAGAACUCCUGACCGCUGCCAUUUCAUUCAGGGACGGACGAAACUCAGGGGUGAGGAAUCUCUCUUCACCUG
This is a messenger RNA of Tachyglossus aculeatus (Australian echidna), 2124 nucleotides long. RefSeq names its product tripartite motif containing 55 (gene TRIM55). Gene Ontology annotation, molecular function: zinc ion binding. Lineage: Eukaryota; Metazoa; Chordata; Mammalia; Monotremata; Tachyglossidae. Bases 1 to 1623 code for a protein of 540 amino acids. The transcript has 10 exons. The record is from RefSeq and is a predicted model, not a curated record.